Paramecium tetraurelia is the source of this 1332-nucleotide messenger RNA. RefSeq lists its product as uncharacterized. Gene Ontology annotation, molecular function: histone deacetylase activity. NCBI's taxonomy places the organism in Eukaryota, Ciliophora, Oligohymenophorea, Peniculida, Parameciidae. The transcript is spliced from 5 exons. The record is from RefSeq and is a predicted model, not a curated record.
AUGUAAUUAAUCGUGUUAAAAAGUCAAUAAUAAAAUUCUUAAACUUUAUUUGGGAGGAUGAAUCUCUUUAAGUAGAAAGUGACAUACUACUAUGAUGAAGAAUUCGGGACAUACAAUUAUUCUACAACACAUCCAAUGAAGCCAUUAAGAGUGGCCAUUACUGAUGAUUUAGUCGGUCACUAUGGAUUGAAAUAAUAUAUGAAUUGUAUUGAUUAAUCUUUUGUGUAAACAUACAUAAAAAGAGUAGAUGAAGACGUACUAACUUAAUUUCAUUCUUAUGAAUACAUAGAUUUAAUUAAGAUAAUCACUCCAGAAAAUAAAUGUCAAUAUGAGGACCAACUUUAUAGAUUUAAUUUUAUGGAGGAUUGUCCAGUCUUAGAUAGGUUGUUUGAUUUUUGCUUAUGCUAAACUUCUGGAUCAGUUGGAGCUGCUUGUGUAAUUGCAGAUCAAAAGAGCAACAUUGCCAUCAACUGGAGUGGAGGAUUACAUCAUGCCAAGUAAAGUGAAGCUAGCGGAUUCUGUUAUGUUAAUGAUUGUGUGUUAGGGAUAUUAGAAUUAUUGAAAACCUAUUAGCGAGUUCUGUAUGUUGAUAUUGAUAUUCAUCAUGGAGAUGGAGUAGAGGAAGCCUUCUAUUUAACUGACAGAGUGAUGACAUGUUCUUUUCAUAAAUUUAAGGAAUAUUUCCCAGGAACUGGUCAUAUUGAUGAUGUUGGACAUGAUAAAGGAAAAUAUUAUGCCGUCAAUUUCCCUUUAAAUGAAGGGUUAAAUGAUGACUCAAUCUAACAUAUUUUCAAACCAGUCAUUGAUAAAAUUAUGGAAAAUUUCAGACCUGAUGUUGUAAUGUUACAAGGAGGUACAGAUAGUCUUAGCGGUGAUCGUUUAGGGUGUUUCAAUUUAAGUAUUAAAGGACAUGGCACUUGCAUUGAGUAUUUGAAGAAAUUCAAUGUUCCAAUAAUAAUGGUUGGAGGAGGAGGAUAUACUCUUCGAAAUGUCCCCAGAUGCUGGACAUAUGAAACUUCACUUGCUUUGAAUGUGCCAAUAUAAGAUAAUAUUCCUGAUGAAUCAGAAUACAAAGUCUAUUUUGGACCUGAAUAUAAAUUACAUUUACCAAUUUCGAACAUGGAAGAGUAAAAUUCUAAAGAUUAUUUAGAAAAAAAUAUUGUUUAAAUUCUAGAAAACCUAAAAUAAAUAACCCCUGGGUGUGCUUAAAUUGACCAUCAUGCUAUUGGAAAGGAAAGCAGAUAGAAGGUUGAUUAUUAAGAAUUGUUUUCUGAGUAUAGAGAUAAUAGGGAAGAAAUGCAAAUAGAAUAAAAUUAAGAUAUAUAAGAAUGA